AUGUCCAAUCAGACCAUCUUGAGGAUUUCGAGAGAGAUCACGCAGAUCCAGCAAGGCAGUGAUUUGUCCAUCGCCGUCGCAUGCCAGGAGAAAGACGUCCGCCAUGUCAGAGCCCUGAUCAUCGGUCCUCAUGGGUCACCGUACGAGUACGGCUUCUUCGAAUUCAGCGUCAACUUCGGCUCAGAAUACCCCAGUAAACCUCCCAAAGUCGAGGCCAAAACCACGAAUGGAGGUCGCACGCGGUUCAACCCUAAUAUCUAUGCUGGUGGGAAGGUCUGCUUGUCGAUCUUAGGAACGUGGCACGGCGAGAGGCCGGGUGAAGAGUGGUCUUCCGCACAAGGGCUAGAGUCGAUCCUGUGGUCCAUUCAGAGUCUGAUGUCCAACAAUCCAUACGAGAAUGAGCCUGGCUAUGAGAAUGCCAAGGGAACGGAGGACAAGAAAAUGAACGAUUUAUAUUGCGCCAAGAUCCGUCAUGAGACGCUUCGUAUCGCGGUCAUUCAAAAGCUCGAAGAAGCGCUAGGGAUUCAGCCUGAUGGCUCAGUAGCCCUUCCAGCGGCCUCGCUACGGUGGUCUUCAGACGAGGACGAUGAGGAACAAAGCCCAGGUCUUCUUGAGACGCAACCGAAGCUGAAAUUCGCGCCCUUCAAGGACCUCUUCAAACGGAGAUUCAUGUGGUACUUCGAACAUUACAUGUCGACAAUCGAGCAAUAUAGUUCCAAGAACAAGGAUGGCACCGACUUCACCAAGAUGCCUUUCGAAGGCGGUGGCAACACCAUGGAUGGCAAGUUCAAGUACGCCGAGCUGGGCAAGCGACUGGUGAGGAUAAAGGAAGUGAUCCGCGACGAGACCAACAAGUGGGCCGUUGAGGGACUCGGUAUGAAGAAUAGGGAAUCUUCCAAGGCGGCAACCAUCCAACGACAGUUUGAACAGCUGGCAGACUACUUGCAGCGGAAAAAUCUACACAACGUCAAUGUGGAACUAGAGAAGUGCAACCCUUUCGUCUGGAUUCUGACCUACUUGGGCAGGCCUGGCACACAUCUGGAUGGCGGAAUUUUCAAGGUCAGAAUCUCCAUAAGCCCUCGGUUUCCCGACGAGCAGCCUCGCGUGCGAGUGGAGACCGCGAUAUAUCACCACAGAGUGUCGAAGGAUGGUGUGCUGUGCUAUUUCCCGAAGGAAUCCGACAUGCUGAGGAAUCACGUGGAGAGCAUUGUUGAGGCGCUGGAGGAGGAGUCCCCUCCGUACGAUCCGAGGACGAUUGUGCACCCGGAGGCGACUAAAUUGCUGUGGGGGAACGAGGGCGACAAGAAGAAGUACUAUCGUCAGCUGAGGAGGUCAGCGCAGAGGACGACGGAGGAUGGGAUGGAGAAAUGA
Messenger RNA from Cladophialophora yegresii CBS 114405, 1371 nucleotides. RefSeq lists its product as uncharacterized. Gene Ontology annotation, biological process: negative regulation of apoptotic process. NCBI's taxonomy places the organism in Eukaryota, Fungi, Ascomycota, Eurotiomycetes, Chaetothyriales, Herpotrichiellaceae. Gene Ontology annotation, cellular component: nucleus. The record is from RefSeq and is a predicted model, not a curated record. The transcript has 4 exons. Gene Ontology annotation, molecular function: ubiquitin conjugating enzyme activity; cysteine-type endopeptidase inhibitor activity. Bases 1 to 1371 code for a protein of 456 amino acids.